Molecule: messenger RNA, 249 nt
Organism: Branchiostoma belcheri (Belcher's lancelet)
Lineage: Eukaryota; Metazoa; Chordata; Leptocardii; Amphioxiformes; Branchiostomatidae
Exons: 4
Coding region: 1-249 (82 amino acids)
Source: RefSeq, a predicted model, not a curated record
AUGUCGGGAGGACAGCAGCAUUCCCGGACUGAUACUGGAGGCACCACGCCCAUGCAGCAGCCCCAGACUGAUUGGAGGUCACUUGCGGACGCAGGUGCGAAUGUGCCCAACCCUUUGUACGUCUCUAAAGCAGGCACCACGCCCAUGCAGCAGCCCCAGACGGAUUGGAGGUCACUUGCGGACGCAGGUGCGAAUGUGCCCAACCCUUUGUACGUCACUAGAGCAGACCAGAGGAGCCAUCUUUGUUAA